Molecule: messenger RNA, 1418 nt
Organism: Rhodotorula graminis WP1
Lineage: Eukaryota; Fungi; Basidiomycota; Microbotryomycetes; Sporidiobolales; Sporidiobolaceae
Exons: 10
Coding region: 1-1359 (452 amino acids)
Biological process (GO): biosynthetic process; amino acid metabolic process
Molecular function (GO): transaminase activity; pyridoxal phosphate binding
Source: RefSeq, a predicted model, not a curated record
AUGCCCAGCCCGCCACUCUCUCACCGCGCCAGGAAACAGCUCGACGCAUCCGCCGACUCGCCCCUUCUCAAAGCCCUCGGUCGCACCUUCGGGAACCCGCGUUCGGACGACAACCCUGACGGCGUCAUCAACGCCGGCCUCGCCGAGAAUAGCUUGCUGCACGACUGGCUCACCGAGUUCUGGGAGCGACCAGGCACCCUCAAGCUUGAGCACACGGACCUGACCUACGGCAAGAGCAUCUUUGGCUCGGACCGCAUCUUUGUCGCCCUCGGCCAGCUGUACAAGACGUACUUUCACCCGCACGAGCCCGUCGAGCCGCCGCACAUCGUCACCUCGAACGGCCUGUCGCCCCUCAUCUCGCGCCUGGCUGCCGUCACGUCCGACGUGGGCGACGAGUGGAUCGUUCCCGCACCCUGGUACAACGGCUUCAAGCAGGACCUGCAGGGCACGAGCCAAGUCGGGAUCGCCAGCGUUGCGGUCCCGGCCGGCGCGCACGGGACCGUCGGCGAGGUCGAGGCGCUCGAGCAGGAAAUGGAGCGCCGACAAGGCGACAGCUCGGCGCCAAAGGUGACGGCCGUCCUCGUGACGUCCCCGCACAACCCUCUAGGCUUCUGCUACGCGCGCGACGUCCUCAUCGAGUACUGCAAGUUUGCCGAGCGGUGGAACCUGUACCUCGUCGUCGACGAGAUCUAUGCCCUCUCGGUUUUCGACACUGACGACUGCCCCGAUGCGCUCCCUUUCACCUCGAUCCUCGCGAUCGACGUCGCCGCCGAGGCAGGGUGCGACCUGUCGAGGAUCAUUCAGCUCGGCGGCGCGUCCAAGGACUUUGGCUGCAACGGGCUGCGCGCCGGUACUGCCGUCGUUCAGCACAAUGCCGACAUCAUGUCGGCGCUCUCGGUUACCGCUCUCGAGAUCCGCAUGGGCUCACCGACGGACGCCCUCUGGUCGGCCCUCCUCACUUCACCUGAGCUUCCGACCUACCUUUCGCUCAACAAGGCGGCCCUCGGACGCGCCUAUUCGUACCUGACGGCGUGGCUUCGAGCGCACGGCCUUCCUUACACGCCGGCGCACGCCGGGCACUUUGUCCUCGUCGACUGGCGCGAGCACGUCAACCAGGUCGAGGUCGCCGACGAGGCGCGAGGCGGCAGGUUCGCCAAGGAGGUCGCGUUCCUCGACCGAAUCGUCGACGCCGGCGUCUACUUGGGUCCGGGCUUCUCGUACGCCUGCCCCGAGCCGGGAUUCUUCCGCAUGACUUUCAGCAUCCGACGGUACGAGCUCGAGAUUGCGCUCGAGCGACUCGAGAAGCUGGUCGGCCUCGAGGCGAAGGCCCGAGAGCUGAGCCGUGUGUACCCCUCGUAGAUUCUUCCGCUCGCCUUGUGUAGCGCUGUCGUACUGCAUCAAAGAUCUUUUGAGCACUC